Messenger RNA from Cynara cardunculus var. scolymus (artichoke), 1202 nucleotides. Its product is annotated as rac-like GTP-binding protein RHO1. Gene Ontology annotation, biological process: regulation of actin cytoskeleton organization; cortical cytoskeleton organization; actin filament organization. Gene Ontology annotation, cellular component: nucleus; cell projection; plasma membrane. The transcript is spliced from 8 exons. Bases 291 to 884 code for a protein of 197 amino acids. The record is from RefSeq and is a predicted model, not a curated record. NCBI's taxonomy places the organism in Eukaryota, Viridiplantae, Streptophyta, Magnoliopsida, Asterales, Asteraceae. Gene Ontology annotation, molecular function: GTPase activity; protein kinase binding; GTP binding.
AAAGAAGGAAGAAAAGGGGGGGAGAGAGAGUUCAUCUCCAUUCUCCACCACCCACCGAACGUUUCAACAGCAUUGUUUCCCGGCGAAACAGAGGGUUUCUUGUUGGGGUUUGGCUGAAAAAACCUGCAAAUUUUUCGUUAUUUCUUUAAACCGACAACAAGGGUGGUGAAAUUGGUGAGAAAGGAAAGAAAGAAAGAAGAGAAGAAAACGGAAGUUGUUGAGUUGGUGGGUUAGUUCGUGAUCAGGUCUUCUGAGGAUAGAAGAAGAUCUGAGGAUCAAUUUGAACAAGAAUGAGUGCAUCGAGGUUCAUAAAGUGCGUCACCGUUGGCGAUGGGGCUGUCGGAAAGACAUGUCUCUUGAUUUCCUACACAAGCAACACCUUUCCAACGGAUUACGUUCCAACCGUAUUUGAUAAUUUCAGUGCCAAUGUGGUUGUCAACGGUAGCACUGUUAAUCUAGGCUUAUGGGACACUGCUGGACAGGAGGAUUACAACAGAUUAAGACCGUUGAGUUAUCGUGGGGCUGAUGUUUUCAUUUUGGCAUUCUCGCUCAUCAGCAAAGCCAGCUAUGAAAACGUCUCCAAGAAGUGGAUUCCAGAAUUAGAGCAUUAUGCCCCUGGUGUCCCGAUCGUGCUUGUUGGGACAAAACUCGAUCUUCGGGAUGAUAAGCAGUUCUUCGAAGACCAUCCUGGUGCAACUCCCAUUACUGCUGCUCAGGGAGAGGAGUUAAUGCAGACGAUAGGAGCUCCUGAAUACAUUGAAUGUAGUUCAAAAACACAGCUCAAUGUGAAACAAGUUUUCGAUGCUGCAAUCAAGGUCGUGCUGCAGCCUCCAAAGGCGAAGAAAAAGAAGGGAAAAGGUCAAAAGGCGUGCUCGAUAUUGUGAUUAAAAGAGACCGAAAAUAUCUUGUUGAUUUGGGUUCAUUUUUCAUCAUAUGUUUGUUGAUUUGUAUUUCUGAUCUUUUAACUACUCGAAGAUCAUAAUGUACUAAUCAUGUAGUUUGGCCAAGAAUUCGUAUUGCAAUGCUCUUCGGUCUUCGCUUUUGUGCCUUUCGUGUCGGCUGGUUUUCGUUGGUUUGCUGCAGAUUUAUGUUACGGUUUUCUUGGUCUUGAAACACAGUUAAUGCCUCCUUCGGAAAGCCUUCGCCGUGUAGCUUAGGGGCUGUUUACCAAAUUUUUUAUUGAGUCAUGUAUGGAUAAAUUU